UUGCAGCUAAAGGAAAGCACUUAAAAAAACAUUUUUUAGGAUCAAUCAGUGAGAUUUAUAUCAUUUCAGUCAUGGACAGCUCACCAGAAAUAUUGGAUUUUGAUUCUUCAGAUGAAAAUGGUCCCGAGAACAGUGGAAUAUUUCUGCAGCAGUGGGAAGCACAGGUUCGGCCCUACAUUGAGAUGAUUGACUUCAUGAGGCAGAUUGGCAUUGAGAGGGAACUUGCACUGCCGUCCAUUGCAGUGGUGGGAGACCAGAGCUCAGGGAAAAGCUCUGUUCUAGAGGCGCUGUCAGGAGUCGCUCUGCCUCGUGGGAGUGGUAUUGUAACUCGCUGUCCACUGGAGCUUAAACUCAGGAAACUGAAAAGUGGGUGCGUCUGGACCGGCAUAAUCUCUUACAAUGAUGUGCGAGAGACCUUUAAUGAUCCCGCACAAGUUGAAAGAUACGUCAGAAGUGCACAAAAUCAGCUUGCUGGAGAUGGGGUAGGAAUCUGCGAUGAUCUCAUCAGUUUAGAGAUCUCAUCACCUGAUGUUUGCGACCUCACACUGAUCGAUCUACCUGGUAUAACAAGAGUACCUGUAAAAGGGCAACCGGAAGACAUUGGAGACCAGAUUCGACGCCUGAUAUUGAAAUUCAUUGGAAAAAAAGAAACCAUUAAUUUAGUUGUUGUUCCCUGCAAUGUUGACAUCGCAACCACAGAAGCACUUAGAAUGGCUCAGGGUGUUGAUCCUGAUGGCUCAAGGACUUUAGCAAUAUUGACAAAGCCAGACCUGAUAGAUAAAGGAGCAGAGGCUGACAUCUUACAAGUACUGCAGGGUAAAGUGGUUCCUCUCAAAAAGGGCUUCACCAUUGUCCGAUGUAGAGGCCAGAGUGACAUCAAUGAAAACGUUUCUCUGGGUGAAGCCACAAGACAGGAAAAUGAGUUCUUCGCCAAUCACACGGACUUCAGUUAUCUUCUUAAAGAGCAAAGAGCCACAAUAUCCUGCCUGGCCACCAGACUCACUAAAGAGCUGGUCGCACAUAUCAAGGCUUCACUUCCAUCUCUAAGUGAUCAAAUUCACAUCAACUUGUCUGCAGUGAGAGUUGAGCUCAAGUGUUAUGAUGAAGGUCCUCCUUUAGAGCUUGAGCGCAUGGGGCCUUAUCUCAGCAAGAAAAUCCUGGAGUUCGGUGAUCAGAUAAGCGAGUUGUGUAGAACAGGAGAAUCAGACAAUGGAAACAUCUACUCGGUCCUUCGACCAGUGUUCAAGCAAUGGGAAUGUCAGCUGAGUAACUCCAAAGCAUCGUUCAGAGAGUCUGUAAAAGAGAUGACUGAAAAAUAUGACGAGGCCCAUCGUGGGAGAGAAAUAGUGACCUUCAGUGACUACUGUGUGUAUGAAUCAAUGGUAAAGAAACAUGUUGGAGAUCUUCAACAACCAGCAUUGGAUACUUUGAAGCUCAUCCGAGGUAUUGUGCAAAAGGAGUUUAGAGUCGUGUGUGAGCUGUGUUUCCCAAACUUCCCUCAUCUGAGACACGUAAUACUGAACCAUAUUGAUGAAAUUCACUCAAAACAAGAAAGCAAGGUGGAUAAGAGGAUCCAUGAGUACAUUAACAUGGAGAAGCUUGUGUACACGCAGGAUCCCAUUUUUACCCAGAAAAUUGUAGACUUCAAGUUUGUGGAAAUGAGACAGCAGCAUGAGUCCAUUAGUUUGGAUACGGGAGAGAACGCAACCUCACCCAACAACUGUGCUGUGUUCGACACCAGGAGCCUGACACCUGAUAAACUGAUCAUCUACUACGAGAUUGUGUAUCAGCGUCUGGCCGACUACAUUCCUAUGGUGAUCCUGCUGUUCAUACUGAAGGAAGCUGCCGUGAUGCUGCGGGCUCACGCGAUGGACCUGCGGGAUGGAGCGGAUGUUGUGAAGCUGCUCUUGGAGGACUCAGAGUCUGGUCUGAAGAGAGCAGACUUACACCAACGCAUGGAGCGGUUGCGUCUGGCACAUGAACGCAUCAGUAUAUACCUCUGAGACAGACGUUUUCUCUGGUAAAGAGCUGUCCUGACAUAAUGGACCAGCCACUAAACAUGAAACAGGCUAUUUUAUGGUCAGCAGCGAAGGAAAGAUGAUGAUCAACAUUAUAAUAUUCUUACAAAGUGUCCAGUGUUUGUGGGGUUUAAUGCACAUUUAGAUUUUUUUUAAAUGUAUUUGAUCAGAUUGAAACUGUUUAAGAUCCAUUUAAAAAAAGAUAUUUAUCUGAAAUAAUAAACCCUCAAAAUAAA
Rhinichthys klamathensis goyatoka is the source of this 2254-nucleotide messenger RNA. It is a transcript of the gene mxh, whose product is annotated as myxovirus (influenza virus) resistance H. The record is from RefSeq and is a predicted model, not a curated record. NCBI's taxonomy places the organism in Eukaryota, Metazoa, Chordata, Actinopteri, Cypriniformes, Leuciscidae. The transcript has 13 exons. Gene Ontology annotation, molecular function: microtubule binding; GTPase activity; GTP binding. Gene Ontology annotation, biological process: defense response to virus. The coding region runs from base 72 to 2003 and encodes 643 amino acids. Gene Ontology annotation, cellular component: cytoplasm; nucleus; membrane.